CGGAAAAAGCAGUUUUGUCAGCAGACGACAUUACGAAUCUAUUGAUCAUGCGCAGUAGAAGUGAGUAAAAUUGUGAUAACUAUGGAGGGCGCACUUUACAAUGGCCGCCCUGACAGUUCGUCCGCACGUGCAAUAUGUUGUUGUUCGAGGAGAUCUUUUACAAACAUUAAAGUGGCCUACUGGAGCUGUAAUUGCACAGGCAUGUCAUGCUUGUACAGCCGCCUUACAUUUAUUCCGUAAUGAUGAAAAUGUGAUUCAGUAUACAGCAGACUUGGACAAUAUGCACAAAGUGGUGUUAGAGGCAAAGAAUGAAGAGACUUUAAGGAAACUGUCAGCUGAAUUGACAUCUUCCGAGAUUGAUCACAAACUAUGGAUAGAGCAACCAGAGAAUUAUGCAACGUGCCUAGCCGUCAAGCCGUAUCCUAAAGAGCAGAUUCAGAAAUAUUUCAAGAAGCUGAAACUCUACAAAUGAUUGUACAACAAAACCAGGUAUGUUUUCAUUCUUAUUUUGUCACAUCAUAUCAACGUGUUGGUGAAAUUGAUCACCCAUCUUUAAUGGCACUGGACAGGUUUGGUAAUUCCUCAAAAUAAUUGUUAGCAUAGAAAGUUACUUGGUAACGA
Messenger RNA from Asterias rubens (European starfish), 621 nucleotides. Its product is annotated as putative peptidyl-tRNA hydrolase PTRHD1. The record is from RefSeq and is a predicted model, not a curated record. Lineage: Eukaryota; Metazoa; Echinodermata; Asteroidea; Forcipulatida; Asteriidae. The transcript is spliced from 3 exons. The coding region runs from base 101 to 472 and encodes 123 amino acids. Gene Ontology annotation, molecular function: peptidyl-tRNA hydrolase activity.